Messenger RNA from Daphnia pulex (common water flea), 744 nucleotides. RefSeq lists its product as uncharacterized. Bases 320 to 625 code for a protein of 101 amino acids. The transcript has 3 exons. Lineage: Eukaryota; Metazoa; Arthropoda; Branchiopoda; Diplostraca; Daphniidae. The record is from RefSeq and is a predicted model, not a curated record.
GACAUGUCUUUGUUACUUUCGGGGUUUUGUUUUGUUACCGAUGAUAACCGCUUUGUCUUACUUAUUCAUCGUACCCCCUUUCACUUGGGAGUGAGCAGCGCGACGGCGGUGAAUCAUAUAAUUGCAUUCAGCAAGCGUAUGAUAUGUCCUCCUGCUGAUUAGCCAAGACCUUGGUUUUUUUUUCAUAGCAGACUAACUAGUCACCGCAUCAAAAGCGAAAUUUUGACAAGCCCAAAUUGCCUUCAAAAAGCGUGUUACAAGGCGAGACAUUGUGAUUCUUUGUCUUUUUAAAUUAUUUUGCUGAAGGUUGUUUAACAAAAUGGACGGUGACUGGGAUAUCGAGAAGUAUAAGAACAAGUUCGAGCCUGAAGAACAAUGGGAAUUGAAGAAGCAAUUCAUGGAAACACACAAAACUCUUUUCUCUGAAGAUCGUGUUGUUUGCCUCGCCCAGGUUCUCGUCAACAUGGAAAUUUUAGGAACAACAUAUCCACUAGAAACCAUGAAGACUGUUAAUGAAUUAUCGGUAGAUAUUGUUGGAGAGUUCAGAGAAAGACAAAAGACAAGACUUCAGAGAACAUUUGUGGGGGCUGCAGCAGCUGCUAAUGCUAAAUUCAGUCGCAAAUAGACAUGUGAUUUGCUGCAUCAUUUUUUACAGUUCUGAUAAUUCAUAAAUUGAAAUUGACAGCCUAAUUAUUGCAAUGCAUCAUCAUUGAUGAAACCUGAUACAUAACAUGGAUUCUUGAA